AUGUCGUCCUCAGAUCUGCGUAAACAGAUGGAAACAGCUGAACUGAAGCACCAGCGGUUGAAGGAGGUGUUCCAGAGGAAGAUCCAGGAGUUCAGGACGGUGUGUUAUGUUCUGACCGGCUAUCAGAUAGACAUCACUACUGAGAACCAGUACAGGCUGACCUCUGUCUACGCUGAACACAUGGACGACUCUCUGCUGUUUAAGGCCAGUGGAGGCGCUGUGGGCAGUGGAGGCAGUAUGCAGCUGAUGGAGACAGACUUCAGUCGCACCCUGAGAGAGAUGGUGGACCUCCACCUGCACCACCAGAAGAGCAUCCCAGCCUUCCUCUCUGCUGUGACCCUCGACCUCUUUAGCCGACAGACCACGGUCUGACUUGACCCUCGACCUCUUCAGCCGACAGACCACGUUCCGACUUGACCCUCGACCUCUUCAGCCGACAGACCACGGUCCGACUUGACCCUCGACCUCUUCAGCCGACAGACCACGGUCCGACUUGACCCUCGACCUCUUCAGCCGACAGACCACGGUCCGACUUGACCCUCGACCUCUUCAGCCGACAGACCACGGUCCGACUUGACCCUCGACCUCUUCAGCCGACAGACCACGGUCCGACUUGACCCUCGACCUCUUCAGCCAACAGACCACGGUCCGACUUGACCCUCGACCCUCUUCAGCCGACAGAGCACGGUCUGACUUGACCCUCGACCUCUUCAGCCGACAGACCACGGCAUGACUUGACCCUCGACCUCUUCAGCCGACAGAACACGGUCCGACUUGACCCUCGACCUCUUCAACCGACAGACCACGGUCUGACUUGACCCUCGACCUCUUCAGCCGACAGACCACCGUCUGACUUGACCCCACCCCCGGGGUUGAGGGUGUCCUGUGAUGUUAUAUGACCUGUGACCUCAUUGUUUGACGUGAUGUCAUUGCCUUGACCUCUUCACAUAAUGGUUAAGGUUAGGAUUGGGGGUUAGCUGAUCCUAGAUCUGUCAUUGUUUUCCCUACCUGUGAUGUCGUCAUGUGAACCCCCGAGGUGACGUACGACCUCACUAUCUGACCUGUGACGUCAUGGUCUGAUUGACACAGCUGUGCGACGGACUCUGAGGAUGAUAAUAUAAAGUUAAAUAAACGCUGUCUAGACUUGUAUUGAUGUUUCUCCACAGGAAGUUACGCCUUUACAACAGAAUUUUAUUGCUAGAUGUGAUGGAGGUGUUUAGGAUGACGUUAUUACCUUUACAACAGCAUAUCAGGGUGACAGUCUGUGUCUUUAUAUAGUGUUGAUCUCUGUAACCUUCAGUCAGAUGUUCUGUUAUUGUUUCACUACUUCCUGUGUUGAUCUCUGUAACCUUCAGUCAGAUGUUCUGUUAUUGUUUCACUACUUCCUGUGUUGAUCUCUGUAACCUUCAGUCAGAUGUUCUCUUGUUGUUUCACUACUUCCUGUUUUGAUCUUUGCUCGAAAGUUGUUGUUUUUAACAGAAGGUUCAUAUGGCUUCGUGUUGGACACACCCCUACAGGAAGUAGAGAAACAGCCCUACAGGAAGUAGAGAAACAGCCCUACAGGAAGUAGAGAAACAGCCCUACAGGAAGUAGAGAAACAGCCCUACAGGAAGUAGAGAAACACCCGUAUGUCAUUUUAAACGGACACACAACAUCUUGUUAUGUUGUUGUAAAUGGAAAGUGGAGAAAACCUGAAUGAAUUGAUUUGUAAUUAGAACAAACAGCUCUGUUACUUCUUACCUCUUAGUUUGUUUUGUUUUCUGAAUCCCAUUUCUGAGUCAAUCUACACUGAACAAAAAAAUAGAAACGCAACAUGUAACGUAUUUAGCAAACAUUUCUCUACCAUGAGCCGCCUCCGAUGUCAUUUUUAGAGAAUUUGGCGAGAAUUUUACGUCCAACCGGCCUCACAACAGCAGACCGUGUUACCAUGCCAGCCAAGGACCUCCACGGCUUCUUCACCUGCAGGAUCGUCUGAGACCAGCCACCCGGACAGCUGAUGAAACUGAGGUGUAUCUCAGUGGCUGCGCCCAGUCAUGUGAUAUAGAUUAGGGCCUAAUGUAUUUCAAUGGGCUGAUUUCCUUCUAUGAACUGAACCUCAGUAGAACUGCUGCGUUUAUAUUUCUGUUCAGUAUAAUUAUGACGUGUGGAAUGUUAUUUCAGACAUGAAUUGAGUUAAUAAAGAACGAAUCUAACGAGA
This is a messenger RNA of Oncorhynchus kisutch (coho salmon), 2197 nucleotides long. RefSeq names its product mitotic spindle assembly checkpoint protein MAD1-like. Gene Ontology annotation, cellular component: kinetochore; nuclear envelope; mitotic spindle. The record is from RefSeq and is a predicted model, not a curated record. NCBI's taxonomy places the organism in Eukaryota, Metazoa, Chordata, Actinopteri, Salmoniformes, Salmonidae. Gene Ontology annotation, biological process: attachment of mitotic spindle microtubules to kinetochore; mitotic spindle assembly checkpoint signaling.